GAACCUACAUGAAGAUGGUGUUUUGUUCUAUUAAUUUCUUCUUGCCAGAGGCACAAAUGGUGAAUCUAAAGAAAAUUAUAACUAAAGCUAUCCAUUACCUUUUCUGAAAGAAACAAUCUUUCUUAAAGGAAUACUUCACCAAGAAGUUCAGAACACGAGUCCUCUCUCUCUCUCUCAUGGCCACCAUUGUCAAAUAUCUGACACACUACGCGCUACUCCUCCCGUCUCCACCGAAAAACAAAAGGGUCCCUUUUGCUGUCUGUACAUUACAUCAUCAAGAAACAGUUUCUUUUCUUGGAACAUGUACUCUUCCAAAUUUUCCUUUGAAACGAUGUCGAGGUAAAACAGACAGAGAUAGAGCUAGAACUAGAGAUAGCUUCCCAUCUUUGCAAUGUCAUCAAACAAGAACCUUAGAGAUAUACAAUGGCUUCUGCAAGCCAUUACUUCACAAACCCUUAAUCUACAGAGCAUUUCCUUCUACCUCUCUCAACCAGCUUCAGGCUGUUACCAAGAAACAGAACACUCUCUGAAUGUAAACAUUUCCAAGGACAGCAUUUCCAACUUCUCCCAGAUCCUAUCAGAUUUGGGCACUGCCAAAACUAUUCAAUCUUCUUUAACAAAUAUUGAGUUUCAUAGAGCCGAUUGGGGACCAGAGCAAGUACUGUAUCUUGGAAUAUUGCUCCAGAGUAGUCCAAACAUCAAGCAGCUAGUGUUUCGACAAAACAUAUUUAACACAGAAUGCUUAAGUGAGCUUUGUGAAAUUCUAAAAAGGAAUUCGGUGAUUAAAGAAGUCACGUUUUCAGAAUCAGGUGUUGGGUCUGUUGGAGCUGGGCUUAUAGCGGCUGCUCUCAAGUUAAAUGAGAGCUUGGAAGAGUUGCAGAUAUGGGAAGACUCAAUCGGGUCCAAAGGUGCAGAGGAGCUUUCAAAGAUGAUCGAAGUAAACUCAACAUUGAAGCUCUUGACAAUUUUUGAUUCACACUAUAUCACCGCAACUCCACUUAUAUCCGCUGUUUUAGCAAGGAAUAGGACCAUGGAGGUCCAUGUUUGGACUGGAGAAAAUGGAGGGAAAAUUUCCAAGGUGGUGGAGUUUAUGCCUGAGAGCCACACGCUUCGAAUAUACAGGCUAGACAUUUGUGGUUCUUGCAGGGUUGCUUGCUCUCUAGGAUGGAACUCAACUGUGAAGUCACUAGACAUGACCGGAGUCCGGCUGAAAUCGCGCUGGGCUAAAGAGUUUCGAUGGGUAUUGGAGCAGAAUCGGAGACUCAAAGAGGUAAGACUGACAAAAACUUGCCUCAAGGACAAGGGAGUUGUGUAUGUUGCAGCUGGACUCUUUAAGAACCAGAGUUUGGAGAGCUUAUAUGUGGAUGGAAACUGGUUUAGUGGGAUAGGCACAGAGCAUUUGCUAUGCCCUUUGAGCAGGUUCUCUGCCCUGCAAAUCCAAGCCAAUACAACACUCAAGACUUUGACCUUUGGAGGUGGGAAAACAAAAAUUGGAAGAGAUGGGCUUACAGCAAUUAUACAGAUGCUAACAACAAAUGAGACUCUGACCAAGUUGGGGAUAUGCGAUGAUGAGAGUUUGAAACCAGACGAUUUUGUCAAAAUUUUCAGGAGCUUAGAAAGGAAUGCAAGUCUGAGACACUUGUCUUUGCAAGGUUGUAGAGGAGUUCAAGGAGAGUUUGUACUGAAGACAAUAAUGGAGACAUUGCAGGUCAAUCCUUGGAUUGAGGACAUCGAUCUUACAAGAACACCUCUGCAGAACUCAGGGAAGGCUGAUGGAAUUUAUCAAAGGCUGGGCCAGAAUGGAAAGACUGAACCAGAAGCUGACACAGCUGAUUUGCUCAAGGACAUGCCACUUACUGAGCCAAAGAGCUGCAGGGUCUUCCUCUGCGGCCAAGAAUAUGCAGGCAAGACUACACUUUGUAACUCCAUAUCACAGAAUUUCUCGUCUUCGAAGCUUCCCUACAUGGACCAAGUGAGAACUCUAGUGAAUCCUGUUGAACAAGCAGUUAGAACAAACGGAAUGAAGAUAAAGACCUUUAAAGACGAAGACACCAAGAUAUCUAUAUGGAAUCUUGCAGGCCAGCAUGAGUUCUACUCCCUCCAUGAUCUCAUGUUUCCAGGACACGGAAGUGCCUCAUGCUUCCUCAUCAUAUCCAGUUUGUUCAGAAAACCCAGCAACCGGGAGCCAAAGACAGCCGAAGAGAUAGAAGAGGACCUGCAAUAUUGGCUCAGGUUCGUAGUUUCCAACUCAAGAAGAGCCAUCCAACAAUGCAUGCUACCAAAUGUAACUAUAGUCCUCACACAUUGUGACAAAAUCAAUCAACCAUCACAAAACUUGCAGCUCAUGGUGACUUCUAUUCAGAGACUACGAGACAAGUUCCAAGGAUUUGUCGACUUCUACCCAACUGUAUUCACCAUUGAUGCGAGAUCUUCUGCAUCAGUUAGUAAACUCACUCAUCAUCUUCGAAGGACAAGCAAGACAAUACUUGAAAGAGUACCUCGAGUUUAUCAACUUUGCAAUGAUCUAAUUCAAAUUUUAUCAGACUGGAGAGCAGAGAACUACAACAAACCGGCAAUGAAGUGGAAAGAAUUUGGUGAGCUUUGCCAAGUGAAGGUUCCACCAUUGAGAAUACGUUCCAGACAUGACAAUAAAGAAAAGGUGGAAAUGAGGAGGAGAGCUGUAGCUAGUUGCCUGCAUCAUAUAGGUGAAUUGAUUUAUUUUGAUGAAUUAGGCUUCUUGAUCUUAGAUUGUGAAUGGUUCUGCAGUGAAGUGCUUAGCCAGCUAAUAAAAUUGGAUGUAAGAAAGCAAAGCUCCAUGGAGAAUAAUGGCUUCAUUAGCAGAAAAGAGUUGGAGAAAAUUCUAAAAGGAAGUUUACAAAGUCAGAUUCCUGGAAUGGGUUCCAAGGUCUUCGAGAACUUAGAAGCCAGUGACCUUGUGAGAAUGAUGCUUAAACUUGAAUUAUGCUGUGAACAAGAUACAUCAGAUCCAAAUUCUCCACUGCUGAUUCCCUCAAUUCUUGAUGAAGGCAGAGGGAGGCCACAAAGGUGGCAGUUAAGUUCGCCUGACUGCAUUUAUGCAGGUAGGCAUCUUGAAUGCGAUGAUUCAAGCCACAUGUUUCUCACACCUGGUUUCUUUCCUCGACUGCAGGUUCAUCUUCAUAAUAAGAUCAUGGCACUAAAGAACCAACAUGGAGCAACCUACAGUCUUGAAAAAUACCUCAUCUCAAUAAACAUCAAUGGUAUCUACAUCAGGAUAGAACUUGGAGGACAGCUGGGAUACUACAUUGAUGUUCUAGCUUGCUCCACCAAGAACUUGACAGAAACGCUAAGGCUCAUUCAUCAGCUCAUAAUUCCUGCAAUCCAGAGUCUCUGCCAUGGUGUCACAUUGACAGAAAGCGUCAUGAGGCCUGAAUGUGUGCAAAACUUGACACCCCCCAGGUACAGGAAAGCCCAAAAUGUGCCUGUGCAGCAAUUGAAAGAAGCAUUGCUCUCAGUUCCUGCUGAUAGCCUAUAUGACUAUCAGCAUACUUGGGAUCCAGUUAUGGAUUCUGGCAGACCAAUUCUAAGAGCUGGAUUUGAUCUUGCUCGAAACCUCCUAUCAGAUGAUGACUUCCGGGAAGUAUUGCACAGAAGAUAUCAUGACUUGUAUAACCUUGCUGCAGAAUUGGAAGUCCCACCAGAGAGAAAUCCAGAUGGUACAGAUCAACCAAGUAAUGAACUGGACACAGUUGAUCCAAGUUUUGCUGGAAUUGCAAAGGGGGUGGAGCAAGUUCUACAGAGACUAAAGAUUAUUGAACAAGAGAUAAGAGACUUGAAGCAAGAGAUACAAGGGUUGAGGUAUUAUGAACACAGACUCCUCAUGGAGCUUCAUCGCAAAGUGAACUACCUUGUGAACUACAAUGUCCAAUUGGAAGAGAGGAAAGUACCUAACAUGUUCUUUUUCGUUAGAACAGAAAACUACUCGAGAAGAUUGGUCACUAAUUUGAUCUCUGGCAUGACUGCCCUCCGGCUCCACAUGUUAUGUGAAUACAGGCGAGAAAUGCACGUUGUUGAAGAUCAAAUUGGUUGUGAAAUUAUGCAAGUUGAUAACAGAGCAGUGAAAAGUUUGGCUCCACAUAUCAAAAAUUUCAUGAAAUUGGUAACAUUUGCUCUAAAAAUAGGAGCCCAUCUGGCAGCUGGAAUGGGAGAAAUGAUACCAGAUUUAAGCAGGGAAGUCGCUCAUCUCACUGGCUCUUCCAUCAUGUAUGGAGCAGCAGGAGCAGUUGCUGCCGGAGCUGUGGGGGCUGCAGCUAUGGGACGGAUGGAGGGAAUCAGGAACAGAAGCAGAAGUGCACAAAGCUCAAGAGACAUUCAACAAGAAAUAAGAGCAGCACAACAAUGGGUGAUGGAUUUUCUAAGGGACCGCAGGUGUUCCACUGGAAAGGACAUAGCAGAGAAGUUUGGAUUGUGGAGAGUGAGGUACAGGGAUGAUGGACAGAUUGCAUGGAUCUGUAGGAGGCACAUGAGCAUAAGAGCAAACGAAAUAAUCGAAGUACCCAUUUGACACGGCGUAUGCGCCCGCUGUCAUUCUUGUUAUUUUUCUUUGCCAUGUAUGCCGUGUUAUUUUAUGGGACAGGGCAUGUUGCAGAAAUUCUUGUAAUGUUCCCGAUGCUUGCUGUAAUUAGUUCCACUUUAAUGACAAAAAUCUUGUUUA
Molecule: messenger RNA, 4693 nt
Organism: Manihot esculenta (cassava)
Lineage: Eukaryota; Viridiplantae; Streptophyta; Magnoliopsida; Malpighiales; Euphorbiaceae
Product: protein TORNADO 1
Exons: 3
Coding region: 392-4543 (1383 amino acids)
Source: RefSeq, a predicted model, not a curated record